Betta splendens (Siamese fighting fish) is the source of this 4244-nucleotide messenger RNA. Its product is annotated as glypican-6-like. Gene Ontology annotation, biological process: regulation of signal transduction; regulation of protein localization to membrane; cell migration. The transcript is spliced from 10 exons. Gene Ontology annotation, cellular component: cell surface; synapse; extracellular region. The record is from RefSeq and is a predicted model, not a curated record. Bases 374 to 2062 code for a protein of 562 amino acids. Lineage: Eukaryota; Metazoa; Chordata; Actinopteri; Anabantiformes; Osphronemidae.
UUCCACUCCACGUUUUGCGUGCCGCCUCGCCGUGCCAGCGCAGGAGAUCUAAACCCGGAGCGCUCCGCGCCGCACGGCAUUUCCACUUGGACGCGGAGACCGGGGGGCGUCGUCUGCGCAGCGAACUUGCGUCCGCACGCCGGAUUCAUGAGGCACCUCCGCGCUCGCGCUCCUCGUUCCUGCGGCGCCGGGGGACUCCCAGCUAUUCUCGGUGGCAGCAGAACUCGCCGUUGCUUUUGGGAAAUGUGUUGGUAGACGUUAAUAGUUUACUUGGCACCGUUAAACGCCCGGUCAUUAAGUGCGGCUACCUGCGGAUCUACUGCAGGGGACUUUCACCAGCCUGAAACCAGGAGGAUUUCCACAGAAGUGAACAAUGAUCACGCUAGGGCUCCUCUGCACUUUUUCCGUGCUGUCUAUCGCAGCGAGGGCCGAUUUUAAAGCUCGGAACUGCAGCGAGGUGAGGGAGGCUUGUGUCGGGAAGGGCUUCGGCUUCGCACAUGUUCCUCUCCAGGAGAUCCCAGGUGAACAUCUCCGAGUAUGUCCUCAGGGAAACACAUGUUGCACCCAGGAGAUGGAGGACAAAUUUGGCCAACGGAGCAAACAAGACUUUGAAAAUCUUAUUGAUGAAAUGAGUCACGAGUUGAGAAGCACCUUCACCUCCAGGCAUCAACGGUUUGAUGAAUUCUUCCUGGAGCUGCUGGACAACACAGAGCGGUCCCUGAAUGAGAUGUUCGUGAGGACUUACGGCAAGCCUUACAUGCAGAACUCGGAGGUUUUUGAGAACCUAUUUGCUGAGCUCAAGCGCUAUUACACUGGAGGGAACGUUAACCUGGAGGAAAUGCUUAAUGACUUCUGGUCGCGGCUGCUGGAGCGUAUGUUCACACUGCUCAACUCCCAAUAUGUCAUCACUGAGGACUAUCUGGAGUGUAUCAGUAAGUACACCGACCAGCUCAAGCCCUUUGGAGACGUGCCCAGGAAGCUCAAGGCUCAGGUUACCCGGGCGUUCAUCGCUGCACGCACAUUUGUCCAGGGACUCUCUGUUGGCCGGGAGGUGGCCCAGAGAGUGUCUAAGGUCAGUAGUACUCCAGCAUGCAUCCGAGCGCUGACAAAACUCCUGUACUGCCCUUUUUGUCAGGGCAUGCCAGCGGUUAAACCGUGUAAGAACUACUGCCUGAAUGUCAUGAAGGGCUGUCUGGCUAAUCAAGCCGAUCUGGACCCAGAGUGGAACCAGUACAUUGAUGCCAUGCUGCUGGUGGCCCAGAGGCUGAAGGGACCUUUCAACAUCGAGUCUGUCAUGGAGCCCAUUGAUGUCAAGAUUUCCGAGGCCAUCAUGAAUAUGCAGGAUAACAGUGCCCAGGUUACCUACAGGGUUUUCCAAGGCUGCGGCGAACCCAAAGCCGCGGGAAUGACGAGGUCUGCCCGCGGCGUUUCGGAUGUGUUCAAUGCCCGCUUCAGGCCCUACAGCCCGGAGGAGCGGCCCACCGCUGCAGCUGGCACCAGCCUGGACAGACUGAGGAUUGUUUGGGAUGCGAUGCAACACAGUGUGGUCGACAUUAAAGAGAAGCUAAAGUCGUCCAAGAAGUUCUGGUCCAUCCUCCCCGAGUCCAUGUGUGCGGAGGACAGAGUGACGGCCGCCAACGCCAGCGAGGAGGAGUGUUGGAACGGACACGCCAGGGGCCGGUACUUCCCCGAGGUUCAGAAGGACGGCCUGACCAAUCAGAUGAACAACCCCGAGGUUGGGGUGGACAUCACUCGCCCCGACACCUUCAUCCGCCAGCAGAUCAUGGCCCUGAGGGUGAUGACCAACAAGCUGAGGAACGCCUACAACGGGAACGACAUCUACUUCCAAGACUCAAGCGACGAGGGCAGCGGCUCCGGUAGCGGCAGCGGCUGCACAGAGGCGUGUCCCACGGACGCGGACGGCGCCAUCAGCGAAGCCCCGGUGGUGAAGGCGGACCGGAGCGGGCCCGCGGAGGCCUCGGCCCCGGGCCACGCCCCCUCCGUGACCCUGCUCACCGUGCUGGCCCUGUCAGCCCUGGCACUGCACCAACAGGGGAGAUAAUGCUGGAGGAAUGGGCUGAACAUGAACACAGAGAUUCUUCUUCCCUUUUUUUUUUGCAUUCUGUUUUUUUUUUUUGUAUGGAGGCAGAUCGGAGCUACAGUCCUGCAGACGGUGCCCAGGCUGGAGCAGCUCCGUAGAAGAGGGCGGCCACGCAUUACCCCCCCCCCCCCCCCCCCCCCCCACUUUCCCAAAGAUCAUGCAGUGCCAUCUAACACUUGAUAUUCGGUGGCAUCACUUCACCAUCGGACGCUGAAGUCGGUCCAACCCAACAAACUCUGCCUCAGAGACUGAAAAAAGUAUUUCCUGCACAUAUGGCAGGUGUUAAUGUAGGUCCUCAUGUGGUCAAAUCUAACACGCACUUUGUUUUGGGGUUAUUUUAUGCGUUUUUUGUGAAAAUGUGGUUAUUAGAUGCACCUAAAAGAGGCACAUUACAAGAAAUAUAUGAUUAAUAUUAUAUUUUACAACGAAGGAUAAUUUAAAAAAAAAUCUAAAUUUCAUAAAAUUGGUGUGUUCACUAAGUUACGUGCCAUUUAUUGAUUUUUGAUGAAAACUGUCAUGUUUUCAUCGAUAUCUUCACGUCAUGGAUUAUAAUAACAGCCGUGACAUUGAGAAGCUGGAUUGUGGAUCCGCUCGGCUCGUGCGUAUCCACUAAAACUGUCCAGCGGCCUCCCUGUGCUCACAGUUUGAUUGACAUAUCCGCAUUUUUUUUUUCUAAUAUUAUUUGCAAACGCGUUUAUUAUCUGCACUAUAUCCUCAUAUCAUGCCGGUUUCUCAGGCUCGGAUGCAGGCGUGAACAGCACGUGUUGUGGUGAAGUCACAUGGAGGCGAUAACCGCGGUGUUGAGGCGGUGGUGGCUUCGUAUCGUCGCCGUGGGCUUCAUGUCGUCAAGCGAUGGGCUACAAACGCAUUCUCUGCUUUCUGCCUCUAGGUGCUUAUUUCUCCAUUCAGCGAGGGGUCAUAUACAACUUGUUAAUCGUUGACCUGCAUACAAAGCUGCUCACUAACACGAUCCAGUGACAAAGAUGUUAAACACACUCUGGUGACAAUAUGAAGCCUUAUCCAGGAAUCACACCCCGGACCUCUGCUUUGUGUACAACCCCAUUCAUUAAAUACAGAACCACCAUCAAUGGAGAACGUCCUGUGCUGCUGAAAACCUUAUACUAAAUCAGAAUUGUUUUUUUUAGUAUUUUAUUUUGGGAAAAACAUAAGAUACUGGAAUUCCAUUUACAGGAGUAUAUUGUACAUGUGACUUAUUAGUCGAGGCUUAUUCUGCUCUCAGUGUUUGGAAUAAGUAGUCAUCGCGCUGAGCAUCGCAGCAAUUGGGCUAAAACACAGUCGCAAAAACAAAUUAUAGCCGCACUUAUGUGGAAUGUUUGGGAAUUAUAAAGAGAAAACAGCACAGCGGGAAGAGGAAAUGCAAAGAAAGGCUUCCUAAAUUUAUCUUCAAAGCUCGAACGGUCAUGUCUGCGGCGGCGACAGGCUUGAAGCCGACCACAGUCACCUGUGAAAUGAGAAUCUGUGGAGACCGGACAGGGCUGAACGCUCCGCUGGCGCUCCUCAGUAGAGCGUACUUACAGAGAAUGUGAGAGGCCUGGCACCGCUGAGGGGGGCGGACAAAACCAGCCUGUGUGCACGUCCACUGUUCUGAGAGCCCGUCGGCUCCAUAACCAUCAGGCCAGCUCAGCUUACGGCGCCGCAGAAUUAGCCUGUGUCAGACACUCAUCACGCAGCACAUCAUGAAUGUUUGCUGGGCUUUUCUAUAUUAUACUCCAAGUCCGCGUCUGCGUUCCCGUCGCAAGAAACCAACCCUGUCGUGUGUGUCGCUGAAGGAGGAUUCUUUAUUAGGACUAAUGAUCUUACAGGAUGCCCUUUUUAUGUUUUGUAUCAUUGAACCUUUAAUGGUAAUAUUUUUGCAAUAAAACUUUGAAAAAUACAUCUGGUCAGACAAAUGAUCUGAAAAACAGAGCGAGCAGAAAUUACUAGAAGUCAGCCUUUUUUUACGAUCGGUGCAUUGAUGAGGUGACGCUUGUCGGGAGUUUGAAUGCGACUUCACACGAAGCGGGAGACGCUGAGUUGGACGAGCAAACUUGCCUUACUGACUUUUCAGUGCAAUUCAGACGAUUGCAUUUGUGUUUUCUUACUGUUCUUGAGAAUAAAUAUUUAUUAAAAACAUUCCAAUUAA